Messenger RNA from Juglans regia (Persian walnut), 858 nucleotides. Its product is annotated as ATP-dependent DNA helicase PIF4-like. The transcript has a single exon. Gene Ontology annotation, molecular function: DNA helicase activity. Gene Ontology annotation, biological process: DNA repair; telomere maintenance. The coding region runs from base 1 to 858 and encodes 285 amino acids. Lineage: Eukaryota; Viridiplantae; Streptophyta; Magnoliopsida; Fagales; Juglandaceae. The record is from RefSeq and is a predicted model, not a curated record.
AUGGGUAAAGACAUUAAUUCCUACAAUCUACUUGAUGAUGACAUCUGUUUUGAUGAAGAAGAAUUUCAGUCUAGAGAAAUCGAUGAUGAAUUGGCUGUUGAAAUUUCAAAAGAAGAUAUUGCCGCAUCAGAAUCUCUUAACAGUGAACAAAAACAUGUCUAUAAUGCAGUGCUGGAAAAAGUAUUUACAAACCAAAAUGCUGCAUUCUUUGUAGAUGGCCCGGGUGGUACAGGGAAAACAUUCUUAUACAAGGCACUUCUCGCAACAGUACGAUCAAGAAAAUUGGUAGCACUUGCAACUGCUUCAUCAGGUGUUGCCGCAUCUAUUCUUCCGGGAGGUCGAACGGCACAUUCACGUUUCAAGCUUCCACUUGAUAUUGACAAAAAAAGCACGUGUUGUGUCAGCAAACAAAGUGCACUGGCAAACCUACUUCGUUCAGCAAAACUAAUAAUAUGGGAUGAGGCUCCAAUGACAAGAAAACAACACAUCGAAGUAUUAGAUAAAAUGCUACGAGACAUCAAUGAUUCGGAUGUAACAUUCGGUGGAAAGGUUGUUGUUUUCGGCGAAGAUUUUCGACAGGUUUUACCAGUGGUUCGCAAAGGAACGAGACAAGAACAGGUUACUUCCAGUUUGGUUUAUUCGUAUUUGUGGCCUACAUUGACCAAGUUCCAUUUAACUGAAAAUAUGCGAGCAAUAUUUGAUCCAGUUUUUUUAGAUUAUGUGUUAGAAGUAGGCAACAGAAUGCCGCCGAACACAAUUGAUGAAACCAUAAAAAUUCCGAAUGGUAUGCUUGUUCCCUAUGAAGAUGACAACACUUUUUUAGAUCAUUUAAUAGAAGAUGUUUUCCACAAUAUUUAA